Molecule: messenger RNA, 1014 nt
Organism: Lizanozyma spartinae
Lineage: Eukaryota; Fungi; Ascomycota; Pichiomycetes; Serinales; Debaryomycetaceae
Product: carboxymuconolactone decarboxylase family protein
Exons: 1
Coding region: 1-1014 (337 amino acids)
Source: RefSeq, a predicted model, not a curated record
AUGAUACUGCUAAUGCUGUCGAUAGUUAACCCCGAACGAUUGGUUCGUCUUGCUUACAAGUACCCCAGUUUACGUCUGACAUGGUACAUUGUAGCAUGCGCUGCCCUAACAGUUGUGAACCAACCUGAAGAGAUCCCUAAAGUGUUUCACUUUGCCUUAAGACAACAGCUCUUGGAACAUCUGCCUCAACCUUCACUCUUGACAGAUUCUCAUUUGUUACAAUUGGCUUCUGAUUCCAUUAGUUCCCUGGAAAAGUUUGCAGAGCUUUCUCUGGUUGGUGUCAGAUUGCCUGAUGUUUUAAUUCCUUAUACUUACCAUGAUAAAUUCAACUACAAAUACACGGCCUCUGAAGACAUCAAAAGAUGUCAGGAAGAAGUUGCCCGUAAGAUUAGGGAAUGUAUAUUGAAAUCCAGUGCUCUUUCGGGCUUACCUAAAGCUAUCAAUGCGCUUAUGAUUUUGAAGAGUGUCACUCCAACUUCCAUUAGACCAAGCCAACACUCCGAAAGACCCUUGCUGGUGGUUCUGAGUGUAGUGGAGAAGUCUUCAGAUAUCGUACAAGAAGACGUUAAUGGAACUAAAUUGAAUAUGGACGAUGUGGAGACCAUUGAUGGGAUUAUCACCACAGAUUGUGUGAACGCUACUCAAAUUCAAAAGGACUUGAUACGGGGCUCAGAGUUCUGGAAUACUAUCUACACCAAUAAAAUAAAUACAAGAAUUAGAAAGCAAAUGAUCAAUGCAUACCCUGAUUUAUGGCAGUAUACUUUCCAUCAUGUUUAUGCUCCAUUACUUAGUUUCACUGACGUGUUGACUCCUCCUGAGACCCUGAUGUGUGUAGUGGCAUGCUUGAUUCCUCAAGAUGUUAAUCCUCAAUUGAAGGGCCAUUUGAAAGGUGCGAUCAACGUGGGGGUCACCAAACAAGAAUUGAAUGACUUGAGGUCGUUGGUAUUUGAUAUAUGUGAUUGGUCUGGAGGUACUUAUUGGCGUAAUGGGAAAGAGAGUGUUGCUAAGUUAUGA